GGCCAGGGGAGGCGGCGGGGGCGAGGAUGGUCGAGCGCCGCGGAGCGCAGACUCCCUGCACUCCAGAUCCGGGACGCCAUGUACUUUGGUGCCCAAUGGCCAUGCACCACGAUUUCAAUUUGUCAGCCUCCGGGAGGAGGCCAGGCAAGUCUGACUGUCUUCUCCCCCGUGCCCUACUCGAUCUUCUCCUCUUCCCGUUCGCCUCGUCCUCCCCCCCCUCUCCUUCCACCUGGCCCGCGCGACCGCAACGCCCGGCUGAGACGAGGCGGCGGCCGCCGCAGGGAGCCCUGCGCAUGGAA
Prorocentrum cordatum is the source of this 299-nucleotide messenger RNA. The record is from the annotation of a GenBank genome assembly. NCBI's taxonomy places the organism in Eukaryota, Dinophyceae, Prorocentrales, Prorocentraceae.